AUGGACGUCCACGUACGCGGUUGCAAUUUCAGCACCGCAGACAGCUCUCUCUCCGGCUCAAGCGUCGGCACCGUGGCCACUCCGCGGGACUCCCCGGCGUGCCACAGCCUCGGCGGGCUGAGCCGGACCGGCCACACGGUGGUUGCGGUAUGCCUCGGCUUCAUUUUAGUGGCGGGAAUCCUCAACAACUUCCUCGCACUUCUGAUCUUCGCAAAGUUUCGCUCCCUCUGGAAGCCCAUCAAUGUCAUCCUGUUGAACAUCAGUCUGAGCGACAUCCUCGUGUGCGUUUUCGGCACGCCCUUCAGUUUCGCUGCGAGUCUGCACGGGAGAUGGCUCAUCGGAGAGCACGGCUGCAAGUGGUACGGGUUCGCCAACUCCCUCUUUGGUAUUGUGUCCCUGGUGUCCUUGUCUGUUCUCUCCUAUGAGCGCUACACCGCCGUGCUGCAUUCCUCGCAGGUCGACAUCUCAGACUUCAGGAAGGCCCGGCUCUGUGUCGGAGGCUCCUGGCUCUACUCUCUCCUCUGGACCUUGCCGCCCUUACUGGGUUGGAGCAGCUACGGACCAGAGGGCCCCGGUACCUCGUGCUCCGUCCAGUGGCACCUCCGUUCACCCGCCAGCGUCUCGUAUGUGCUGUGUCUCUUCAUCUUCUGCCUGCUGCUGCCCUUUCUGCUCAUGGUCUACUCUUACGGCCGAAUCCUGGUGGCAAUCAGGAGGGUGGGUAAGAUCAAUCUGUUGGCCGCUCAGCGCAGAGAGCAGCACAUUCUGACGAUGGUGUUGGCCAUGGUGUCGUGCUACAUGCUGUGCUGGAUGCCCUACGGCAUCAUGGCGCUGAUGGCCACGUUCGGUAGGUCCGGACUGGUCACUCCCGCGGCUAGUGUGGUUCCCUCUGUCCUGGCCAAGUUCAGCAGUGUCAUCAACCCCGUCAUCUACAUGUUCUUCAACAACCAGUUUUACAGAUGCUUUGUGGCCUUCAUGAGGUGCAGCUCUGAACCCCAGUCUGUUCAAGGACAGGAGCACCCAACUCCGAGGACACAGUUCUCUGGCUUCUUCCUCGUCCACAGACGAGCCUCCCUCCGCUCUUCACAGCGUCAGAUCCUCAGCGGCUCCGAAAGCGCUGCGCUCUGCAGCCGCCACAAUGACCGCCACACUCUCGUUGUCCACUACACUCCUUAA
Anarrhichthys ocellatus (wolf-eel) is the source of this 1173-nucleotide messenger RNA. It is a transcript of the gene tmtops3a, whose product is annotated as teleost multiple tissue opsin 3a. The record is from RefSeq and is a predicted model, not a curated record. Lineage: Eukaryota; Metazoa; Chordata; Actinopteri; Perciformes; Anarhichadidae. Gene Ontology annotation, cellular component: membrane. Gene Ontology annotation, molecular function: G protein-coupled receptor activity. Gene Ontology annotation, biological process: visual perception; G protein-coupled receptor signaling pathway. The transcript is spliced from 4 exons. The coding region runs from base 1 to 1173 and encodes 390 amino acids.